AUGUCAGAACCAUACGAUCUCACAACCACAGACUCGCACCUCGUCUGCGACACAUGCGGCACACACUUCCCAACCACAUCCCUAAAAACAUGUUUCAUCUGCGACGACCCACGUCAAUUCGUGCCUCCCACAGGCCAAUCCUUCUCCACGCUAGCUUCUCUCAAAAAGAAGCAUCGUAACGAGUUUACCUCCUGUGCUACUGAUCCGGAUAUCACGUUUAUUACGUCUACCCCAAAACUUGGGAUUGGACAGCGUGCUAUUCUUAUCAAGACUCCCACCGGAAAUGUACUUUGGGAUUGUAUUACCCUGCUGGAUGAUGAGACUGUGGACAAGAUUAAGGAGAUGGGUGGGUUGAGGGCUAUUGUUAUCAGUCAUCCGCAUUUUUAUAGUGCGCAUGUUCAAUGGGGACGGGCUUUUGGAUGUCCUGUUUAUCUUGCUUCUGAGGAUAUGGUCUGGACGACGUUUUCUUCGUCGGAGCAAGUUCCUGUGACGUCUACUGCAACACCGAUUUUGGAUACUGGUGCAACAGCCAUCAAACUGGGCGGCCACUUUCCCGGUUCCAUGGUUCUACACUAUAACAACACUCUCUUCAUCGCCGAUACACUCAUGACCACAGCCUCGGGUGUAGGAGACUGGAGUGUUGAUGCAAGCGGUGCUGAAAGGUCUCGACCAGAGGGCCUCAAUUCUUAUUCGUUCCUUUGGAGUAUUCCUAAUUUUAUACCGCUUGGUGUGGAGGAGAUGGUGAGGAUGUGGAAGGUGUUGAAGGAGUGGGAGUUUGAGAGGACGUUUGGAGGGUUUAUGGGGAUGGAUGUUAGGGGGGAUGCGAAGAAGAGGGUUUGGGAGAGUAUGAAGAUUCAGGCUGGGUUUAUUGGGGAGAAGGAUUUUGACAGUAGAAUUUAG
Molecule: messenger RNA, 900 nt
Organism: Fusarium coffeatum
Lineage: Eukaryota; Fungi; Ascomycota; Sordariomycetes; Hypocreales; Nectriaceae
Exons: 1
Coding region: 1-900 (299 amino acids)
Source: RefSeq, a predicted model, not a curated record